Phragmites australis (common reed) is the source of this 4590-nucleotide messenger RNA. Its product is annotated as homeobox protein HAZ1-like. Lineage: Eukaryota; Viridiplantae; Streptophyta; Magnoliopsida; Poales; Poaceae. The coding region runs from base 343 to 4353 and encodes 1336 amino acids. The transcript is spliced from 13 exons. Gene Ontology annotation, molecular function: chromatin binding; DNA binding. Gene Ontology annotation, cellular component: nucleus. The record is from RefSeq and is a predicted model, not a curated record. Gene Ontology annotation, biological process: chromatin organization; regulation of DNA-templated transcription.
GUCGGAUCGACCGUCAGUCAGUCCACAGCAUUGUCACGACGCACGCGGGAGGUUGUCCGGGAGCUGCGAAAUCCCCGCGGGGAGGGGAGGAGGCUCGCGGUGCCGGCAGCGGCGAGGUCCUGGAACGUUUAUCUUGACUGGAUAAAGUGAUAAACUUACCCAGUCAACGAAGGCUUCCCUGAGAUUCCAACGGCCUAGCAGUUCUUGUGGAUGAUGUUCAUUUGCCCUUAUCACUUGUACAGAUAAAACAACUACUUCUGUUCUUGUUCAGGACAAUGGUGACAUUGGGAACACUGCAUCUUCUGCUUGUGAGCCAGGAUUAGCUUUGGAGAAGCAGUAAAAAUGGUAAGGAAAGGCUCGGAAGUAUCAGCAAUUAAAAGGUAUCCCUUGAGAUCUGCACAUAGUAGUGGCAGGGUUCUUCGCUCUGCCUCAACCAAGAACGAUAAGGCAUGUAGUGAGCCUCUGAAUGAUAGUGCUGCUGCUCAACCAGCUGUGAAAAAAAGAAAAAGUGGCAGUCCGUCAGGGAGUCCCAAUAACAGUGUCAGGGUGCUUCGCUCUGCCUUGAAAGAUAAGGAUGAUGCAUGUAACAAGCCUCUAAAUGAUAGUACUGCUGAUGAACCAGCUGCAAAUAAAAGAAAAGGUGCUAGUCCCUCAAAGGUGGGAAGUUCCAAUAACAGUGCCAAGGUGCUUCGCUCUGCCUCAAAAGAUAAGGAUCAGGCAUGUAGCAAGCCUCUAAAUGAUAGUACUGCUGGUGAACCAGCUGCAAAUAAAAGAAAAGGUACCAGUCCCUCAAAGGUGGGAAGUCCCAAUAACAGUGCCAGGGUGCUUCGCUCUGCCUUAAAAACUAAGAAUGAAGCAUGUAGUGAGCCUGUAAAUGAUAGUACUGUUGCUCAACCAGCUGCGAAAAAAAGAAAAAGUGGCAGUCCCUCGAAGGUGGGGAGCCCUGUGAGCAGUGCCAGGGUGCUUCGCUCUACCCCAAAAAGGAAGAAUGAGGCAUGUAAUGAACCUCCAAAUGAUAGUGCUGCUUCUCAACCAGCUGUGAGAAAAAGUAAAAGUGGCACACCCUCAAAGAUGGGGAAUCCGAAGACUAGUGUCAGGGUGCUUCGCUCUGCCUCCAAAAAGAAGAAUGAUGCAUGUAGUGAGCCUGUAAAUGAUAGUACUUCUGCUCAACCAGCCGCAAGAAAAAGAAAAAGUGGCAGGGCCUCAAAGGAGCAGCGCAGUCCCAAGAAGGAGUAUUUAAAAAUUUCUCAAAGAGUUAGAUACAUUUUGAAUCGAAUGAACUAUGAACAAAGCUUGAUUCAGGCUUAUGCCAGUGAAGGUUGGAAAGGUCAAAGUUUGGAAAAAAUAAAACCUGAGAAGGAGCUUGAACGAGCCAAGGAAGAAAUUCUGCGAUGCAAGUUAAGAAUCCGGGAAGCUUUUCAGAAUAUGGAUUCUCUUUUAUCUGAGGGGAAGCUUGAAGAAUCUUUGUUUGAUUCUGCAGGAGAAAUUUCCAGUGAAGAUAUUUUUUGUGCCAUAUGUGGUUCAAAGGAUGUUACUUUGCAAAACGACAUCGUUCUUUGUGAUGGAGCCUGCGACAGAGGGUUCCACCAGAAUUGUUUGAAGCCUCCUCUGCUGACUAAAGAUAUACCUCCAGGGGAUGAAGGAUGGUUUUGCCCUGCAUGCGUGUGCAAAAUAGACUGUAUAGAUGCACUAAAUGAACUCCAAGGAAGCAAACUCUCUAUUCAUGACUCGUGGGAGAAAGUUUUCCCUGAGGCAGCUUCACUUGCAAAUGGUUCCAAACAUGUUGAUGCUUCUGAUAUGCCAUUGGAUGAUUCAGAGGACAAUCAUUACAACCCUGCAUUUGCUGAACGGCACAUGGUGAAUGAAGACAGAUCUUCUGCAGAGGAUGAGGGCAAAGUCGACGACCUUGGUUUGCCUUCGGAGGACUCAGAGGAUGAUGACUUUGAUCCAGCAGGCCCAGAUUCUAGUGAAGACCAAAAAAACAAAUCGGACUCAGAAGAGUCAGAUUUCACAUCCGACUCUGAUGAUUUCUGUGUUGAGAUUGUUAAAUCAUGUGGUCAGGAUGAAGCCUCGGUAUCUCCAUUAUCAAAAGUGAUAAAUCAUACUGAUAGAAUGAUUGCUGUUGCUAAUCACUCUAAUGGAGAAAAUUCAAACCAUUCAUUUAUGGAGAUGGAGCUAAAGCAAGACAUGGUGCUACCAGUUUCAAGUAGGCGGCAGGUUGAACGGUUGGAUUACAAAAAACUGUAUGAUGAGGCGUAUGGAAAAGAAUCAUCUGAUUCAAGUGAUGAUGAUGAGUGGUCUGGAAAAGAACAGCUAGAAGGCAGCGAAUCAGACUCACUUGGUGAGCCUUUUUAUCCUGCAAAACGGUGCUCUAAAAGAGCACCAGCUGGGCAGCAGAAUAAUGAACAUACUCCUCAGAGGGACCAAAUUCAUGGUUCUGUAAGUGAGCAGCAAACUGAAGUUCUUUGCUCCAAUGGCAGCAAUAGAACAGCCCGAAAAUAUCGUUUUGGUCCUAUAAUUAGUGAGAAAUUGAAGGUACAUUUUGAGAAAGAUCAAUAUCCUAGUCGUGCAACGAAAGAAAGUCUGGCACAAGAGCUAGGAUUGACAUUCAAUCAGGUCGGUAGAUGGUUUUCUAGUACUCGUCAUUAUUCAAGAGUUGCUUCUGCCAAAAAAGAGAAGCAUCCAGGCAACCAUACUUCUGAGAAUAAUGAUAGCACAACUGUAGAUAGCAUACAAGUGAGAGAACUCAAUGCUGGGGUGGUGGAAAAAUUGACCGCAGAUAGAAACGACAUGGUUUCCGAGAAUCCGAUGUUACGGAAUAAUCUUAACAAAUGUAACAAAGAAGAUAUCCUGGUCUCUGGAACAGAGAUUGAGAUGGAGCCGUAUGGAAAAGAAUCGUCUGAUUCAAGUGAUGAAGAAUGGUCUGUACUUAGCACACCACGAAAAGAAAGGCUAGAAUACAAUGAAACAGAUUCACUUCCUGAGUCACUUCGUGCUGCAAAACGGUGUUCUAGAAGAGCACCAGCUGGGCAGCAGAGUAGUGAGCAUACUCCUCAGAGCGAGCGCCUUCAUGGUUCUGCAAGUGAGCGUCAAACUGAAGUUCUUCUCUCCAAUGGUAGCAGUAGCACAACCCGGAAACAUCAUUUUGGUCCUAUAAUUAGUCAGAAACUGAAGGUACUUUUUGAUAAAGAUCCAUAUCCUAGUCGUGCAACAAAAGAGAUUCUAGCACAAGAGCUAGGACUGACAUUCAUUCAGGUCAGUAAAUGGUUUUCUGCUACUCGUCAUUGUUCAAGAUUUGGUGCAGCCAAGAACAAAAAGCAUCUGGGAAAACAUACUACUGAGAAUAAUGAUAGCAAAACUUCAGAUAGCAUACAAGUGAGAGAAUCCAAUGUUGGGUUGAUGGAAAAACUGACUGCAGAUACCAAUGACACGAUUUCGGAGAAAUUGAUGUUCCAAUUUAAUCUUAACGAAGAAGAUAUCCCAGACAGUCAAUAUACCUGGUGCGAACAGAAAGUGAUUAUGACUCCCACCACUAUUUCAAGAGAAGUCGGUCCACCAGGAUAUGGGCCUGGAGAAAACCAGGGCAAUGAUGGUUCAAGGAAUACAAGCUGUGAGCAGGGUGUGGUUAUGACUCCCACCACCAUCUCAAGAGAAGUUUGUCCGCCAGGAUAUGGUCCUGGAGAAAAUCAGGGCGAUGGUGGUUCAAGGAAUACCAGCUGUGAGCAGAGAGUGGUUAUGACUCCCACCAUCAUCUCUAGAGAAGUUGGUCCGCCAGGAUAUGGGCCUGGAGAAAACCCAGGCAAUAGCACUUCAUGGAAUACGGUCUGCGAGCAGCGAGUGUUGAUGAGUCCUAUGACCAUCUCAAGAGAUGUCGGUCCUCCAGGAUAUGGGCCUGGAAAAAACCAGAGCAAUGACGUUUCAUGCAAUACAAGCUGUGGUGAGCAGGGAAUGUUUACAGGUCCUUCGACCAUCUCAAAAGAAGUUGGCGCGCCAGGAUAUGAGCCUGGAGAAAACCAGGGCAAUGGCGCUCCAUGGAAUACGACCUUGCAAGGAAUGUUUGCUCCUACAACCAUCUCAAGAGAAGUUGGCCCGCCAGGAUAUGGCCCUGUAGAAAACCAGGGAAUAGGUGGUUCAAGGAAUAUAAACUGCGAGCAGAGAGUGGUUAUGGCUCCUACCACCAUCUCAAGAGAAGUCUAUCCGCCAGGAUACGGGCCUGGAGAAAACAAGGGCAAUGGCGCCUCAAGGAAUGUCGGAAGCCCAAAAGGUAGGCCUGUCGAGAAGGUAGAACUUUCAGAUGAGGCUAGGAAAAAGGCAAUACUGCGGGAGCUAAGGAGAAGGCAGAAGUUCAGGUGAUGCUCGCGAUGUGAACUUUUUGAUGCUGCGCAACAGAUUUCGACCCCGAAUUACUGAGACUGCAGAUCCAGUCUUGAUGGCUAAUGAGUGACGACCUUAGUUGUGGAGAAGCAAAACCGUUCUUGUUGUAACAGUUGUGUAUGUUCCUUUAGAGCCUUGCUUGGCUCACAUCUAGAAUUUGUGAUGGAAACCUCUUGAACCUGAAGCAUCUAUUUAACGUGCUGUGAAUUUGUGCAA